Molecule: messenger RNA, 1387 nt
Organism: Stegastes partitus (bicolor damselfish)
Lineage: Eukaryota; Metazoa; Chordata; Actinopteri; Pomacentridae
Product: SH2 domain-containing protein 1B
Exons: 4
Coding region: 200-664 (154 amino acids)
Biological process (GO): negative regulation of signal transduction; regulation of immune response; negative regulation of neutrophil differentiation
Cellular component (GO): cytosol
Source: RefSeq, a predicted model, not a curated record
UCAGACCUGACCUCUCUCUGCUCUACUCUGUCAUUUUACCCACCAGAAUCCAGACACAAGUCGCCUCUAUGGCAUCGGCCAGCAGCGUCAAGUGGAGCUCACAGCUGCUGUUCCUGGAAAUCGAGCUGUGCUGAGAAAGCAGAAGUUGCCGUCCAGCUCGGUGGAUGUCUGCGCGUUGCUCGUCAGUCUUCUCUUCGCCAUGGCAGCAGCGAUGCCGGUGUGUUACCACGGCGCCAUCAGCAGGAAGGAGUGCGAAGACCUGAUGGCAAAGAAGAACAAGGAUGGAGCUUACCUGAUCCGAGACAGCGAGACCAUCCAGGGAGCCAUGUGUCUUUGUGUCUACAAACAGAGGGUGGUUUAUACCUACAGGCUGCUUCAGGCGCGCACUGGACACUUUACUCUGCUGGCGGCAGGAGGUCAGGAGGAGGUGUUCUUUAAGACUCUGGACGAUCUGAUCCGUCACUAUAAGAGGAAGAACCAGGGUUUGGCCGUUCAUCUGCGCCACUCGAUCAAACGGAAGACGGCCCUGUUGAUCAAAACCAUAACGCCGCCCGAGCCGAGUCCUCCAGCUGAAGAGGUGGAAGAAGAAGAGCACGACUACGAGAAUGCUCCGAGCUCCUCUGACUACGUUGAGGUUCUUCCUAAUCAGUCCACUCAGCUUUGAACAGAAGCAAAGACACUUGAGAGGACUGAAGGACUCGCAGACUGGAUCUGAGUCAGGAUGGAGAUUCAUGGACAUGCUGUUUCUAUACAAAGUCAAGUACAGAACUCGUCGCAUCCUUUCACUUUUUUUACCUUUCCCCCGUGUUUGCAGUGCAUCGAUGCGGAGCUGAAUUAUUCUCAGACGAACCUUUCUGCAAACAUACACGAUGCUCAUCUGAAAGCGAAUGUUUCUCCACCGCGUGGCCGAGGAACAACAUUCGUGUUCCUCUGAGGAUGAACUGUGAUAACUUUGGGGAUGCUUUUCACUUUUGGAGCCAACAUCUGGUUUAAAUUUGAGUUUGUGCAAAGCUUCGGUUUGUUACAAAUACCUGCACAACUGCUCACGUUAUGCAUCCACGCUAGCAUUGUCAACGUGCAUGUAGGUUUAUUAGAAUGAGGACAUUUAUAGCUUCUAACAUGUAAUUUCCCUCAUUCUGGUGACUUUAUAUGCGCCUUUUAUGCAAUUUGUUCCUUUUCUGCUUCAGUUUAUGGCAGAUAUGUCGUUAUUCAAGUGAAGGAGAACACACUGACAAUUCAGAAUAUUUUGGAAUAUUUCUCAGAUCUAAUUCCAGAAUAGAUGCAAUGGUUGUAUGAGCUUGUAGUUCGUAUUCUAAGAGUAGAAAAAAGCUGUUUUUUUUGUUGUUAAAUGUUAAUAUCCAUCCAUUAUCUCUACACCACUUAAUCC